AUGAACUGCCCCUCUCCUCAGAAUUCCAUAAGGAAGGCCCAUAUGCUUGUGGGUAUGCUGGUCAUUGUGGGCUUCGCAGUAGGAAAGGUUCCUGUUCCUGAAGUCCGGACCUGCCACUUCUGCCUCUUAGAAGACCCUUCUGUAGGAUGCAUUUCAGGCUCAGAGAAGUGUACCAUCAGCAGCUCAUCCCCAUGCAUGGUGAUCUCCAUCUUUUAUGAUAUCAAGGUUCGCUUCAACAUUCGAGGCUGUGGACAGUACAAUUCCUACCGCUGCCAAGAAAAACGCAACACCUACUUCUCAGAGUACUGGUAUCAGGCCCAGUGCUGCCAGUAUGAUUACUGCAACUCCUGGUCCAGCCCCCAGCUCCAGAGCUCCCUGUCUGAGCUGCCUCAUAGGACCUUGCCCCUGCCUCUGUCUGACUCCCAGAUUCAGUGGUUCUACCAGGCCCUGAACCUCUCACUGCCCCUACCCACCUUCCAUGCUGGGAAGGAUCCUGAAGGCCUGGACCCCAUGGCCGCCCUUCCCCUGAAACUGGGCUUGUCCAUUGCUGACCUGCGCCGCAUGUACUUAUUCCUCAAUAGUUCCGGACUUUUAAUUCUUCCCUGGGCUGUACCCUGACACCUUACCUUUCCCAGAUUCCACCCUGUUGCAGCAUCCUGCACUGCCCUCUCUGAGAACACACACAUUCUCUGGGCACUGUGAUUUCUUAGGUCUCCCUUUGUGCCUUCAGUGUCUAUAUGGCUUUGGUUUAAUUUCCUC
Messenger RNA from Cynocephalus volans (Philippine flying lemur), 759 nucleotides. RefSeq names its product lymphocyte antigen 6 family member G5B (gene LY6G5B). Gene Ontology annotation, cellular component: external side of plasma membrane. NCBI's taxonomy places the organism in Eukaryota, Metazoa, Chordata, Mammalia, Dermoptera, Cynocephalidae. The transcript has 3 exons. Bases 1 to 618 code for a protein of 205 amino acids. The record is from RefSeq and is a predicted model, not a curated record.